Melopsittacus undulatus (budgerigar) is the source of this 2308-nucleotide messenger RNA. RefSeq names its product RASD family member 2 (gene RASD2). Gene Ontology annotation, molecular function: GTP binding; GTPase activity; G-protein beta-subunit binding. The record is from RefSeq and is a predicted model, not a curated record. Gene Ontology annotation, biological process: signal transduction. The transcript has 3 exons. Bases 667 to 1467 code for a protein of 266 amino acids. NCBI's taxonomy places the organism in Eukaryota, Metazoa, Chordata, Aves, Psittaciformes, Psittaculidae.
GGAGGGAAGCAGAAAGACUUAAUUGGUGAAUGUAAAGAAAAGCCCCUUCUGUCUUCAAAACAGAAUAUUUUAAAGCAAAUUUCGGACCAGAGGAAAGGAAGCUCGGGGGAAGGUGUGCCAGGCAAGACCUGGGUAAGUCCAGGUUCACCACACACAGCUUCCAUGCCCCCACUGAUUUUUGCCCAUAGGGUCUGAGGUGGCAUAGAAGCAGAGUGGGCCAGCCAGAUGCACCCACAACCCUGCUCAACUAGGUGACGCCCCAGAGAUCCCUUCCCCACAGCACAGCCCACGAAGCACAACUUGCAAGAAAAGCCAGUGGGAGUGGAAGAGAUUCUGCCUCUCCUUCUCUUGAACUGAGGCUGUGAGAAGAGCUCAUCUCACCACAGGGAAAGCUACCACUGGUUCUGAGAUGCUUCUUCAGCCCUUGUCAGUCACCUGAUCCAGUACCCGCCAUCCAUGGGGGAAACUGCUCUGGAGCCCUGCGGUCCUUCCAAAUCCUGCUAAGUUCCUGGGAAAUAUUGGUGAAGAACUGAGCCCAGAGCAAGCAACGUGGGAUCCACAGAACAACAGCCUUUUACAGCAGCAGCCAUCUCUGAUUAAAAUUAUCAGCUUCACCAGACUGUACCAAGACCCAGGACUGCUCCUCCAAGGAGAGAGGAUCAAGCAAUGAUGAAGACUAUGUCUGGUGGAAACUGCACUCUGAAUGUGCCAGCUAAGAACUCAUACCGCAUGGUAGUGCUGGGAGCCUCCAGGGUGGGGAAAAGCUCCAUUGUCUCACGCUUUCUCAAUGGCCGCUUUGAGGACCAGUACACUCCCACCAUUGAGGAUUUCCAUCGCAAGGUCUACAACAUCCGGGGAGACAUGUAUCAGCUGGAUAUCCUUGACACCUCUGGGAAUCACCCUUUCCCUGCUAUGAGAAGGCUUUCCAUCCUGACAGGGGAUGUUUUCAUCCUGGUAUUCAGCCUGGACAACCGAGAAUCCUUUGAUGAGGUCAAGAGGCUCCAGAAACAGAUCCUUGAGGUCAAAUCCUGCCUGAAGAACAAGACCAAGGAAUCAGCUGACCUCCCCAUGGUGAUCUGUGGCAACAAAAGUGACCACAGUGAAAUCUUCCGUAAGGUACGUUCAGAAGAAGGGGAGAACUUGGUCUCCAGUGAUGAAAACUGUGCUUAUUUCGAAGUUUCAGCCAAGAAGAACACCAAUGUGGAUGAGAUGUUCUAUGUCCUCUUCAGCAUGGCCAAGCUACCUCAUGAGAUGAGCCCUUCCCUCCACAGGAAAAUCUCCAUCCAGUAUGGUGACCCCUUCCAAACGAAACCCUUUCGCAUGCGCCGAGUCAAGGACAUGGAUGCCUAUGGUAUGAUCUCUCCCUUUGCUCGCCGGCCAAGCGUCAACAGUGACCUGAAGUAUAUCAAAUCGAAAGUUCUCAGGGAAGGUCAGUCCAGGGAGAGGGAGAAAUGCACAAUCCAGUGAAGGGAGCUUGCACUUCUGUCUGAAGUCACCAUCCACAUGCAGUGCCUUAAAGAAAAAUGAUCUGUGGAAGCACAGAAUGGGCUUACAGGGUCCAAGAGAACCCAACAUGGAGAAAGGAUAACUUCCUGUGGAUUCUGCUGAGUCAUGAAUGUAAAUAACAUCGUUCUUGUAAAUGACUGGGAAAAAUCACAGGCCUGAAAUACGAGUCCAUUCCUCUGUCCAUAGUGUAAUUCCUCAUCAUUCCCUGUUUUGUUUAAAGAAUAGACCUGAGAAGUAUAGACAUUUAAAGUUCAUCCUUAGAAAGAAGGUAGAUAAAAAAUGCACAGAAGGCAUUAACAGUUAUCCAGCAUGAAGCUCUUGCUAAGAGAGAGGAGGUUAUAGGUAUGUGUGUGUGUGUGCAUAUCCCUGUGUGUCCGUAUGUAUAUGUGCAUGCAUGUGUGGAGCAGUCCUUUAAAAAAAAUGAGAUUAUCAUUUCAAAGGGCAGAAGUCUUAACUGAGGUUUCACAGAUUGGGAGUGGACUCUAUAUACUGAUGCACGACUAACUGAUAUCUGAGAAGACCUGCAUUAAGAAGAUUUUGAUUUAGUGUUUGCUGGGACAGUUAUCAUUUGAUGUUGAUAUUAAUGUUGUUUUGUAUUACAGAUUUUAUUUGUUUGCUUUGUUGUUUUGGGUUUUUUUUUAUUGUCUUGGGGUAGGUUCUUGGCGAAAUCAGAUGUCAAGUGUGUUUGACAUCAAAACUGUCUACUUUCUAGCAGUGAAAGGUCAUCUGUAAAAUCAAUGUAUGUGCAUUGAUUGAAAGUGAAAUUGUUCUGCAAAAAGCAAUACAUUUGACUGCUUUGCAA